GACGCCACACAGGGGCGGGUUAUCAGUAACAGAGUCGGUCUGUGUGGAGCUAACGUAACAGAGGGACAGAGCCCGAGUGUUGUUUUGAAUUUACGGGAAAACACCGACUGGAGGAGGGAGUUAGUGCCUGUUAAGAAGAUGGCGGACAUAGGAGGCGAUGAAACUCGGCCGGCUUUCCCCGCGGCAUCCCGCAACGGUCCGCCGGUGGGUUCGUCGGCGGGCACCGCGGGCCAGAACGCGGCCACGGUAACGUCAGGUCCACGGAUAGUCCGGAUUGUGAAGUCAGAGUCCGGCUACGGGUUCAAUGUUCGCGGUCAAGUCAGCGAAGGAGGACAGCUUCGGAGCAUCAACGGGGAACUGUACGCCCCUCUUCAGCAUGUCAGCGCUGUUUUGCCCGGAGGAGCUGCCGACCGAGCGGGGAUAGUGAAGGGUGACAGGAUCCUUGAAGUUAAUGGGGUGAGCGUGGAAGGUGCGACCCACAAGCAGGUGGUGGACCUGAUCCGGGCAGGCGAGAAGGAGCUGGUUCUCGCCGUGCUGUCUGUUCCACCCCAGGAGGCUGAUGGAUUAGAAGGAGGGGAGGAUGUCCAACCUAACUACGAUUACAGUGACAAGCAGGCCGUGCCCAUUUCUAUUCCCACAUAUAAGCAUGUAGAGCAGCACUCUGAGAGAUUUGUGGUGUACAACGUGUACAUGUCAGGGAGACAGCUGUGUGCUAAACGCUACCGCGAGUUUGCUAUCCUGCACCAGAACCUGAAGAGGGAAUUCUCGAACUUCAACUUCCCAAAGCUUCCUGGAAAAUGGCCCUUCUCCCUCUCGGAGCAGCAGCUGGAUGCUCGUCGCAGAGGCCUGGAGGAAUAUCUGGAGCGAGUGUGUUCGGUGCGGGUGAUAGGGGAGAGUGACAUCAUGCAGGAGUUUCUCUCUGAAUCAGACGAGAACUACAACGGAGUGACGGACGUGGAGCUGCGGAUAGCCUUGCCAGACAAGACGACCAUCUCCGUCAGAGUCCGCAAAAACAGCACCACGGAUCAGGUGUACCAGGUGAGGCCACGGCAGCCGGCGCUAGUCAUGAAGGUUGGAAUGGACAGUAUUAUGGCGAGCUACUUUGCCCUUUUUGAAGUCAUCAAUCAUUCCUUUGUGAGGAAGCUGGCGCCCAACGAGUUUCCCCACAAGCUUUAUGUGCAGAACUACACGUCAGCUGUUCCCGGUACCUGCUUAGCGCUCCGCAAAUGGUUGUUUAGCAUCCAAGAAGAGGAGUUGCUCCGGGAUAACCCGCUGGCGCUGCAUUACUGCUUUCAUCAGGCACUGGAUGAUGUGAAGAAGGGAUUCAUAAAAACAGAGGACAAAUCCUACCAGCUGCAGAAACUGGCAGAGCAGCGCAAGAUGGCCACGUACCUGAGCCUGUUACGGACGUGUGAGGGCUACAACGAGGUGGUGUUCCCCCACUGUUCCUGUGACUCCAGGAGGAAGGGCCACGUUAUCACGGCCAUCAGCAUCCACCACUUCAAGCUGCACGCCUGCACUGAAGACGGCACGCUGGAGAACCAGGUAAUCGCUUUCGAGUGGGCGGAGAUGCAGCGCUGGGACACCGACGAGGAGGGCAUGGCGUUCUGCUUCGAGUACGCCAGAGGAGAGAAAAAACCUCGCUGGGUUAAGAUUUUCACUCCAUAUUUCAACUACAUGCACGAGUGCUUUGAGCGUGUCUUUUGUGAGCUGAAAUGGAGGAAACAGGUUGAGGAGGAGGCAUCUGACAAAGACAACAAAAACUGCAGUAACAAUGUAUCUGCCUCCUCUGGAGACGCAACAGAAGGGAUGGCGCCACCUAGGGGGCGAAAUCGCAACCUCCUAAAACCAUUUCUGUUCACUCGAACUCGAACUGGUCCACUUUGCAUCAUCACAGCCACCCCAGAGAGCGCCCAUCGACAAACACAGAAACGAGCGAGAGACCAAGGAGAUCCCCGCCCCAGAAAUAAACUGGCAGCGACCGCUGUGGGAAGUUGAAAUUGUCCCAUUUACCCGAAAUCCAGGGAUCCACCGACUUAGAAGAGCAAUGACGGAGAAUAUGCAUAAACCAGCUUUCAUGUAAUUUACUAGGUUUCCAUAGUGUGCCUGUUCCUACCAUUCGUCCGCCCUGCGGCAGGGGGCGCCACACUAGCAUAUUUUCACCACUGGACGGGUGACUGGUCAGGGUUGAAAGCAGCACUGUAGGAGGCAUUUGUGCUGAGGGAGCACCGCGGAAGAGCUAACCUCUGGAUAGAAAUGUGACCGUUUUUCUGACAGACCCCCUCAGCCCAAACUCCGCAGCUUAUCGAGCUGAGCUGGAAAAAAAAGGGGAGGGACAGCAGAAAAAAAGUUGUGUGUGUGUGUGUGUUUUUGUUUUGUCUGGAAGAAGGCCAGAUCAUGCUUUUACAUCGAUGCUGGACAUUAACACAGAAAUAAUGUUUUCUAUCUUCGGGUCCUUAGUGUCCUGUCUUUGUCAGAGAAUAUAGGCAGCACAACUGUAAACAGAGCGGAGACGGAUGUGUUCAUAUUUCUAUGUUUAACGAUCUCCUGAUAAAGUAUAGAUUAAUAUAAGAGCGAAAUUAACUGGUUUAUUGCAGCGAAGCUCAAGUUGAGUCUAAAUCAAAAUGCUCUAACCAGUCUUUUUUUCUUUCUUUGUUACCUGGUGUGUUGGUCUAACCAAGACUGCAGAGUGAAUGCUGGAAACAGACAGCCACUGGUCUCAGUGUGUGGACACGGAGCCCUACGAAAAGUGUUAUGCUGGGGCCAUUCGGCAAAGCUUGGUAACUAAUAGGGGGAGGUGUCGCUAUCCUCAGGUUUCCAGGAAAAACUAGAAACUAACGACCAUGAGUGAUCCCAGCUGUCACGUGGGUAAUCCCAUCAUUACAUUGUGAAUGUUACCAGUUUCUGAGCCUUUUUUGUGGGGGAGCUGCACUUCUCCGGACAGACAGUAGGUGGUGGCAGAGUUGUAGGCUGAGGGCGCUAGUGAGCUGGAGUGAAAUUCCUCCCAGAGCUCUUUCAGAAUGACACCUCCGGGUCUGUAGCUCACCCAAAAGUGUCACUGCCCUGCAGUUCGUCCAUUAGGCAAGUCCAGAGGAAAGACUUUGAGCUUGGUGUGACUGAGCGGUCAGCCGUUUGCCCCGCUCGGACAGCAGGGACGCAGUGUUAGCUGUGUGCUCCCGUCACACAUAAUGUCUGCGUUUUGCAGUUGCCCACACUUUGUGAAUUUAUUGUUUUUCUCACAGAAAAGAUAGAGACAAUAGUUGGAUUUGUUUGUGUGAGUUUUUUUUUUUUUUUUUUUUUGCUGUUAUCUCACCUAAAGAACAGAACGUGGGGUUCCAUGCUCACAAAAGAUACUUCUUAAUGGAGAGUGUG
Molecule: messenger RNA, 3372 nt
Organism: Menidia menidia (Atlantic silverside)
Lineage: Eukaryota; Metazoa; Chordata; Actinopteri; Atheriniformes; Atherinopsidae
Source: the annotation of a GenBank genome assembly